ACCCACAAAACAAAACGAGCGGGAAAGAAAUUACAUCCAGUUUUGCCCGUUAACACCUUCAUUCAUUUUUUGAACCUCUCUCUCUCUCUCUCUCUCUCUCUCUAUAUAUAUAUAUAUAUAGAUAUAUCUGUACGGAAGCAAAACCGCCAUGGCCGAUCCUUCUUCGGAAGUCCUACUUCCACCAUCAGUGGAACAAUUGAUUCAGAAAAUCUGCAUUGAACAGAACCAGACGCCGCCACACGCCGACCUGAAAAGGAAGCUGGCUGACAGAGGCGAAGAGGAAUCUCUUCGGAUCCUUAAUGAUAUCGCCCGCCAAAAAAUCAGGACAAACCUCUCUGCAUGCAUCAACCACUGGCUUAAAAAUAAUCAUCAUCAACCAAAUUCUCCUUCUUCUUCCCCUUCGAAGCCUCCAUUUGUAGCCCGUCUCUAUGGAAACCCACAAGAUUCUCUAUCGAGCACAAGCGAGGCAGUCCCUGACUUUAUGGUCACAGAGCCUCCCAGAGAAAGCGAACGAGCCGUGUUGGAAGCUUUGGGAGAGUUGCAAUUCAGAAAGCAAUUUCUUAUUUUAAGUUAUAGCGGCGGAAAAGAGCUGCAGACUGUAAUAUCAGCUGAGGAAAUCAGGAGGUUGAAAGAUUUGCCAAUGAUACAGUUUGAGCAGAGAGUAUGGCAAAGCUUGGGCCAAAGUUAUGCUCUUAGAGAAGACAGAAGAAUGUAUCCAGAUUGGGAUUGUGGAAAAACACAUAUCUACCAUUGUCAUGUUUAUCUGAAUGGGAAUACCAGUUUCAAGGGACCCUAUCUGAACAAAACAAGAACUCACCUGCAAAAGGUUUUAGGAGAUGACAAUGUUUUGAUUGUUAAAUUUGAGGAAGAGGACAAAGAUUGUCCGCUUUGUUAUUACUAUGGUGCAUAUAGCAAGAUUGCGAAAGAAGGGAUUAGUGUUGGCCUACGUCGUUAUCGUUUUUUUGUGUUUAAAGAUGGAGGCAAAGAAGAAAAGAAGAAAAAUCCAACUUCAUCACCAGUGAAAUGUUAUUUCAUUCGCUUGGAGACUGAUGCUUUUAUUGACAAAGUAGGAUCUUAUAAAUUGUCAAAUAGAACAGUUGCAGAAGCAAGAAGCUAUUUCAUGCAUGCACAUACGGUGUCUAGUGUGCCCACCUAUAUGGCCAGGCUUUCACUCAUAUUGUCAAAAACAAUCAGCCUAGAGACUGACUUAUCAUCUGUAAAUGUUGAACCAAUUAGGGAUGAAUACUGCAAGGAUGAACAUGGUAACUGUAUCUUUAGAGAUGGGGAACCUCUUGUACAUACCGAUGGCACAGGUUUUAUAUCUAAGGACUUGGCUUUAUUGUGCCCAAAGAAUUUACAGAAAGGAGAACAUCUCAGUAAAGAAGAUAAUGAGAGAAUUCUCAAUCAUGAUGAACCCAAGGACAAAGUUUUGGAGACAAAGCUAGAAUUUAAAAGUCGGGAACCGCCUUUGUUGAUACAGUUCCGUCUCUUUUACAAUGGUUAUGCUGUGAAGGGAACAUUUCUUCUGAAUAAGAAGCUUCCCCCAAGAACAAUGCAGAUUCGAGAUUCAAUGGUUAAAGUUGAGAGGGAUGAAAAUCUUUCAAAUAAUCAAACUGCAAACUCAAUGGAGAUUGUUGGAACGAGCAAUCCUCCGAAGAAAACAUAUUUGUCGAGGAAUUUGAUUGCUCUUCUAAGCCAUGGAGGAGUUCCUAACGAGUAUUUCAUGAACAUACUUCAAAAAGCUUUGCAAGACACUCAUGGUGCUUUCAGCAAUAAGCGUGCAGCACUCAGAGUUUCCUUCAACAAUGGUGAAAUUGAUGACAAUUUCGCCGUUGCAAGAAUGAUUUUAUCUGGUAUUCCUCUUGAAGAAUCAUGGUUGCAAUAUCGUCUUUCAAUACUAAUGAGAGAGGAAAAGAAGAGUCUUAGAGAAGGGAGGCUCUAUGUCCCUGAAUGUUAUUAUUUGAUGGGGACAGUUGAUCCAACUGGCAAACUUGAAAGUAAUGAAGUUUGCAUUGUGCUUGACAAUGGACAAGUUUCGGGGAAGGUACUAGUGUACAGGAAUCCUGGUCUACACUUCGGAGAUAUUCAUGUUUUAAAAGCUACCUAUGUGGAGGAGUUGGAAUCUUUUGUCGGAAAUUUCAAAUAUGCUAUAUUCUUCUCUCGCAAAGGUCCACGGUCAAUAGCUGAUGAAAUUGCUGGAGGCGAUUUCGAUGGUGACAUGUACUGGAUAUCACGCAACCCACAGCUAUUGGAAUAUUUCAAGCCGAGUGAACCUUGGAAUCCUUCUUCCUCAAUGCCGAAGGUUGCUAAUAAGAAGCCAAAUCUAUUUUCGGAUGAAGAAUUGGAUGAUGAGCUUUUUAAGCUGUUCUUGAAAGCCAGGUUUCAGCCAAGUUUUGCUAUGAGUGAGGCAGCUGAUAGCUGGUUGGCAUUGAUGGAUCGUUUUUUAAUGCUGGACAAUGAUAAUGCCGAAGAAAAGAAUGUUGUCAAGCAAAAGAUGCUUCAGUUGAUUGAUAUAUACUAUGAUGCUUUGGAUGCGCCUAAAAAAGGCGGAAAGGUUGUAGUUCCAGAUGAAUUGAAGGUGAGACAGUUUCCUCACUAUAUGGAAAAGAAAAAAUGUUAUAAGUCUACUUCCAUUUUGGGCUUAAUUUAUGAUGCUGUGAGAUCGUAUCAAGAAGAAGACCAUUCAACUGAAGAAAUCUCAAAGCUCCCAUGCUUUGAUGUUGAAGUCCCUGAAGCUUGCUAUACAAAAUGGAAUAAGCAUUAUGUCCGGUAUAGGGCUGAGAUGAGCAAUGCCUUACAAGACGAGGAUAAAGAUCGCAAAAAUGAGGCUGCUGACUGGGUCAACAACAAGUAUAAGGAGAUACUGUAUGAAGCUGAGGAAUUUGAACAAAGUGAAAGGAACAUUGAAGAUAUAUGUAAUGAGGCUCUUGCUAUAUAUAAUUUGGCAUAUGAUUAUGCUAAGAAUAAUGCAUGUGUUGGGAAAUGUGGGUUUGCUUGGAAAGUUGCAGGUCCAGCCCUUUUGAAGCUCUACGCCAUGAAGCAGAAUGAGAAAGCCUUUAUGUGUCUCCCAUCUGUACUGCGUGAACUGUUUUAGCUAAUGGAAUUGUAAUUGUGUUAAAAUUUUCAACAAAAAGAAUGUAUAUAUAUUUAUAUGUAUAUAUAUAUAUAUAUAUGUAUGUAUGUAUAUGUUGGUGUGGUGCGGAGAACAAUCAUUCAAUAAUAUAUAAGCCACAAGAAUUCUUAGUCAGAAUGGGAUUCCGACUACCAUCUUUUGAGAUUUUGGUGCUCCUUAGAGAGAGCUCAUGAUGAUAAAGUUGUGUGUUGUGUUUGGGGGAGUUAUGUAGCCAAAUUAUAGCUCUAUGAAAGUUAUCUAGCUUAUUAGUCUA
Molecule: messenger RNA, 3386 nt
Organism: Ziziphus jujuba (common jujube)
Lineage: Eukaryota; Viridiplantae; Streptophyta; Magnoliopsida; Rosales; Rhamnaceae
Product: probable RNA-dependent RNA polymerase 3
Exons: 19
Coding region: 149-3094 (981 amino acids)
Biological process (GO): siRNA processing
Cellular component (GO): nuclear RNA-directed RNA polymerase complex
Molecular function (GO): RNA-directed RNA polymerase activity
Source: RefSeq, a predicted model, not a curated record